AUGAGCUCAGAAAGUGCUACUGUUCCAGCUACUGAAAUCACCGCUGAAGAUGUGUUAUGGUACAUUCCAAACAAGAUUGGGUAUGCCCGUGCUGUUACUGCAGUGAUAUCCUUUUUCACUAUGCAAAACUGUCCUAUCUCCACUGCUAUUGUAUACACUGCCUCCUGUUUAUUAGAUGCUUUAGAUGGUACUAUGGCUAGAAAAUAUAACCAAGUGAGUCGUCUGGGUGCCGUUCUAGAUAUGGUCACUGAUAGAUCCACAACUGCUGGUCUACUGUGUUUUUUGACAUUAGCAUACCCAACCUGGGGUCCAUUUUUCCAAGUAUUAUUAGCUUUAGAUAUCACUAGUCAUUACAUGCACAUGUAUGCCAGUCUCGCUAUUAGUGGUGGUUCUCAUAAGAAUGUUACAAAGGAGUCUUCUGCAUUGUUACAUUUGUAUUACUCAAGAAGAGAUGUUCUGUUCACAGUGUGCUUCUUUAACGAGAGUUUUUUUGGUGGGUUAUACUGGAUGGCUUUUGACAAAUAUUACACUGCAGGUAAAUGGAUUGCAAUUAUUAGUUUUCCAUUGUGGGCUUUCAAGCAAUUUGCUAAUGUCAUCCAAUUGCAAAGAGCUGCCCUUAUGUUAGCUACAGAAGAUGCCAAGGAUGCCAACGAAAGAAACAAGGCUAAAUAA
Molecule: messenger RNA, 672 nt
Organism: Maudiozyma barnettii
Lineage: Eukaryota; Fungi; Ascomycota; Saccharomycetes; Saccharomycetales; Saccharomycetaceae
Gene: PIS1
Product: CDP-diacylglycerol--inositol 3-phosphatidyltransferase
Exons: 1
Coding region: 1-672 (223 amino acids)
Biological process (GO): phosphatidylinositol biosynthetic process
Cellular component (GO): membrane; Golgi apparatus
Molecular function (GO): CDP-diacylglycerol-inositol 3-phosphatidyltransferase activity
Source: RefSeq, a predicted model, not a curated record